Messenger RNA from Cinclus cinclus, 1564 nucleotides. RefSeq names its product calcium regulated heat stable protein 1 (gene CARHSP1). The coding region runs from base 1 to 504 and encodes 167 amino acids. The transcript has 5 exons. Gene Ontology annotation, molecular function: mRNA 3'-UTR binding. The record is from RefSeq and is a predicted model, not a curated record. Lineage: Eukaryota; Metazoa; Chordata; Aves; Passeriformes; Cinclidae. Gene Ontology annotation, biological process: regulation of mRNA stability. Gene Ontology annotation, cellular component: cytoplasm.
AUGCAACAUUUUCUGUUUGGCCAAGGAGGGUCUCAGAGCUCGGGAAUGUCUUCUGAGCCCACUUCCUCCUGCUCUCAGCAGUGCCCUGCCUCGCCGCCCUCGCCCAGCUCCCUGCACCUGCCCGAGAGCCGCCGGCCCCGGGAGCGCUCCCCGUCACCCAUGAGGGGCUACCUGAUCCCCAGCCCACUGCCCACCCGCCGCACCAGGACCUUCUCUGCCACGGUCAGAGCGUCCCAGGGGCCCGUCUACAGAGGGGUCUGCAAGUGCUUCUGCCGCUCCAAAGGCCACGGCUUCAUCACCCCUGCAGAUGGGGGCCCUGACAUCUUCGUGCACAUCUCAGACAUUGAAGGCGAGUACGUUCCCGUGGCGGGCGACGAGGUCACCUACAAGAUGUGCACCAUCCCUCCCAAGAACGAGAAGCUGCAGGCAGUGGAGGUGGUGAUCACUCACCUGGCCCCUGGCACCAAGCACGAGACGUGGUCAGGGCACGUCAUCAGCUCCUGAGGUGUCCUCUGGAACACCCUGCUGGGCUCUGCUCAAAGCUGCCUGCAGGACCUGGCUGCAGAUUAUUGUACAUGAGGAAAUACUGCAUUGUCAAUAAAGCAGAAGCAGGCCAAAAUUACCAUUUUUUAAAGCUGGCCUGAUUAGGAAAAAAAAAAAAAGGCAAUUCAAAUGCUAAUGAAAAAAAAAAUCAAGCGUAAUGUGUUUACAAGAAAUGUAUUUAAAGAGACCUGGUUUGUGUGCGUGGUGGAGGAGGGGAGGUUUGGGUUUUCUUCUGUAUUGUGAACUGAUUCCAAGAAAUGCCCAGGGGAAGGGGGAGAGGUUUCAAGGAGAGCUUUUCUAGUGCAGAGGGUCGAGCACAGCUCUGAGCCCUGGGUGUUGUGUGAGCCCCGUGUUCCCUCGGGCUGCUCCUCUUAGGGCUGCAGUAGCUUUAUUGCUGAUAACAGUGCCUGACUGCCUUGGCCUGACAGACAGAGGUGCUCAUUGCUGUUUUCCUCAUGGAAGGAAGUUCACAGAGCAGCUGCCACAGGGUGGAAAAUCUCCAUCAGGUGGUUAUGCUCCAGUGCCCAUCAGGUGCAACGCUGCAAUUGGUGUGGCUGCACAGGUGUGGAAACUGGUGUUUGUAGUGGUAAAGCUGGGCUUGUUUGUGAAUUUACUUAGGUGCCUUGAUGGUUGAUUAGCAACAGAUUUUAUAGGCCAGUAUUAAAAAAAAAAAAAAAUCCAUCCCAACUUUAAAUUUGCUUCAAGGUAAGUGGUAGAAAAUUGUAGAGUAGUGGAUAUUUCAUAGCCUCUGACUCUGUCUGAAUUUUGACAAGGCAUAUUUGCCUUCUAGACUGACUGCCAUGGGCAGGCAGGACACCUGCACUGCUGCACAGCAGGUGUGUGCUGCCCAGGUGCCUGUGUAUUGAAUACUGUGUGAGUUACUCAACAGGCUCAGCUGUCUUGGUGAAGUAGAUUCUGCAUCUGUUUCCCUGGCAAAUUCGCUUGGUAGGAUGUGAUAGGACCACCCUUCCCCAGAUUCUUCAUGUAGUUGUAGUGCUACUAAAUUGGUUUUGUUCCUGUU